AAGUGAAGAGUGAGAAUGAAGCGUGGUUGAAGUUGGAAGUUUUCUUUACCAGUUCAGAUUUAAAUAUUAUUAUUAUUUUUUAAAGUAAUAUUUAUAAUUUUUGACAUGGCUGCUCCAGAACCUUUAAUUGCAGGAUGGAAUACUACUGAUGGUAUCUUCCUUCGUUACGGCGCACCAAAAUACUGUGAAGUUGAAGAGUUUAAAAAAUGUGCUACUAAAUGUCGGACAAUGGCAUUUAGCGGAGAUGGAAAAUUCCUUGCCUGGAAUGAUGGAAGAGUUGUAUAUAUUGCAUCCAUUCCAUCCUGUAACAUAAAGUUUACCAUUAAUAAACCCAGGACGUCUUGUAUUCAUUUUUCUCCACAAGGAAAUUUUAUAGCAUUAUGGGAAUCAUAUACAGCAUCAAAAGAACUGCCGCAUGGAAACCCGAAUCUUGAUAUUUGGAGUGUUAAAGAAGAAAAAUUAUUACAUUCAUUUAUUCAAAAAAAGCAAUCAAAUUGGAAACCUCAAUGGUCGGAUAACGAAGAACUUUGUGCUAGAAAUGUAAGCAACGAAAUUCAUUUUUUUGAAGACAAUAAAUUUGAUAAAAUAACUAAGAAAAUGUUUGCUCAGAAAGUUUCUUCAUUUACUUUAUCACCUGGAACUUCACCUUAUCACGUAGCAUCAUAUACACCGGGAGUUAAAGGACAGCCUUCGUUUGUGACGUUGCAUCGAUAUCCCAAUUUUGAAGGCAACAGCUCCGUAAUCGCUAGGAAAAGUUUCUACAAAUCAGAUUUCGUAGAUUAUUAUUGGAACAAUUCAGGUGAUAGCAUAGUAGUAAUGGCAAGUACUGAUGUGGAUAAAUCUGGAGCUUCUUACUAUGGAGAACAAGCUUUGUAUUUUAUGUCAACGAAUGGUGAUUCAUCUAUGAUUAAAUUAUUGAAAGAUGGACCUAUAUACUCAAUAGAAUGGAGUCCAUUAAGUAAUGAAUUUUGUGUCGUUUAUGGAUCUAUGCCAGCAAAAGCUACAAUAUUCAAUAAGAAAUGUGAACCAGUUUAUGAUUUUGGUACUGGACCUAGAAAUGCCGUUUAUUAUAAUCCACAUGGACAUAUGCUAAUUCUUGCCGGUUUUGGCAAUUUGAGAGGAAAUGUGGAAGUUUGGAGUCGAGCUGGUCAGAAAAUUGUCACAAUAAGUGCAAGUGAUACUACUUUUUUAUCCUGGUGUCCUGAUGGCGAGCACAUAAUGACUGGAACAGUAUCUCCUCGAAUAAGAAUCGGAAAUGGGUAUAAAAUAUGGCACUAUACUGGGAGUUUAUUACAUGAAUUAAUGUGCGAUAUUGGUUCAGAAAUGUGGGAUUUAUGUUGGCAACCGUUUCCUCCUGGUACUUUCCCAAAGAAAACUCUUUCUCUACAACCUAUUCAUGGUAUACAAUCAUCACAGCCUGAAGCUUCAAAACAAGUGUAUCGACCUCCAGCUGCCAGGGGUCAACCUUCCACUAUUAAGUUGCGUGAAGAUUAUGAACCUCCCUCAGAUUUAAAGCCCAAAAUUAAUAUUCCAAUUGAAGGUUUAUCAAAAUCUGCUCUAAAAAACAAGAAAAAGAAGCAAGCUAAAAAAGCAAAGAAAGAACAAGAAAAGGGAGAAACUGUUGAUGACGAUGAAAAAGAAGAAAAAGUAGCCGACAGCAUAAUUCAUCCUUCCAUUGAAAAUGUAUUUAGUGAGGAUCCAGAAAAAAAUAAAAAGAUCAAGAAUCUUACAAAGAAAUUAGAUCAAAUUUCUAAGUUAAAAGAACAGCAGAGACUUGGAAAACCACUUGAAUUAAAUCAGGUUAGUUGUAAAUAG
Centruroides sculpturatus (bark scorpion) is the source of this 1815-nucleotide messenger RNA. It is a transcript of the gene eIF2A, whose product is annotated as eukaryotic translation initiation factor 2A-like. The coding region runs from base 106 to 1815 and encodes 569 amino acids. Gene Ontology annotation, biological process: translational initiation. The record is from RefSeq and is a predicted model, not a curated record. Gene Ontology annotation, cellular component: cytosolic small ribosomal subunit. Gene Ontology annotation, molecular function: tRNA binding; translation initiation factor activity; ribosome binding. The transcript has 17 exons. NCBI's taxonomy places the organism in Eukaryota, Metazoa, Arthropoda, Arachnida, Scorpiones, Buthidae.